This is a messenger RNA of Aplosporella prunicola CBS 121167, 994 nucleotides long. RefSeq lists its product as uncharacterized. The transcript has a single exon. NCBI's taxonomy places the organism in Eukaryota, Fungi, Ascomycota, Dothideomycetes, Botryosphaeriales, Aplosporellaceae. The coding region runs from base 91 to 750 and encodes 219 amino acids. The record is from RefSeq and is a predicted model, not a curated record.
GCGGUGUUGGGGCUCGAGGUGGUGGGCUCUCUGAUUUGUACGAAACUGACGGUGGAGAGCGAGCGAUGGUACAGCGAGCGGGACGCGUAGAUGCAUAGACGAAUGGACGGACGGGCGGGCAGGCGGGCGGUGUGGUAUGGUUCGGACGGCCUGGCCUACGGAUGGCUGGCUGAUACUGCGGGCAAGACGACGACAACAACAACGGAAAGAAAAGUACAAAAAAGCAAGACAAAACAAGUUCCGACAUUUCGACAAGCAGGAGAAAGCAAAAGCAGAGACCCCCGCAUCGACACUGCCCACAAAAACCACGGCCUACCAGCAACAACUAGCCGCAGGCCUCUCCUCUUCCUUUCUCUAAUUGCUCCUUCCGUUUUCUUGCUCUCAAGCUUCCGAAGCAGCAGACCGGCCAGCCACACGACCCCUCGGCCUUCAUUCAUGUAUGAUAGAAAACCAGACAAAACUAAAACUUAUGGGCCGGCGAGCUUGCUACUCACACUACACCACACUGCACUGCACUGCACUACUCCACACUACGCGUUGUUUUGGCUCCAUGGCGGAUGGUUGGUUGGUUGGAUGGGCAGAAGGACAGAAAAUAACAUUGCAUUGUAUUUUAUCUUUAUCUUUUUCUCUGUUGUUGUUAUUGUUGUCGCUUUGGUAGCUUGUGUUAUUAAGUUUUGGUUUGUGGACUUCUUUUGGCUUGGGUGCGUGUGGAGUGGAGGGAUUGGUAGGGAGGUGGGUAGGGGUGUUUAGUAGGAGGUUUGAGUAUACAACGUCCGUCGUUGCGAACCGAGAUCUGCCGUAUAGCGAGAUAGGGGACGGUUUAAGUAGUCCCUGUAGAGUACUCCUUACCUAGCUCUCCUAGCCCGAGUUCUAGGCAUAGAAAAGGUCUUGGAGUAUAUACACUCUAUAUGUCUUAGCUGGGUCUCUUCUUCUACUCCGUACAUGUAUUACCAUCUUCCAUCAUCGCAACCACCACAGCCGGCUACCUAGCUAC